Molecule: messenger RNA, 2344 nt
Organism: Lates calcarifer (barramundi perch)
Lineage: Eukaryota; Metazoa; Chordata; Actinopteri; Centropomidae
Exons: 8
Coding region: 1020-2069 (349 amino acids)
Source: RefSeq, a predicted model, not a curated record
AUAAGCUCAGUUGCGUCAAGUCCAAAAUGAGUCAUUAACUAAUGUUAGACUCAACACACACACACAAAAAGUCAGAAGAUGAGCAAUCAGUUUAUGCAUCGAAUACAGAGAUACUACAGGUCCAGGGUCAGUAUUGCUGCUAUUACCAGAGACUUUUAGGCCACUAUAAUUCACAAAUUUAAAGAGACAAUAGUAAAUGCAUUAUUACUUUAUUCUUAUUCUUAUUAUUCUUUUAUUAAGUAAUGAAAUGUUAAAUAGGAAAAAGGGAAACUGAAAAAAUAAACCUUAACACCUUAACCUUAAAAAUAAAAACAUUAAAUGGAAAAUCUUACACGUAAAUGCUGAAAAUUAAAGGAUUAAGUUUAAAUGUUAUUUACAACUGAGACAUGUAGUGCAACAUAUUUGAGAUUUUCAUGGUUUUCAUCUUUGAAUUCAGAAUUGAUGGUUAAAUAAUUUAAAAACGGAAAUUUGAAUGGAUUUAUGGAUUUAAAUGGAAAACAAAAUCUUACAUGUAAACGCUGAAAAAAUUACAGAAUGAAAUUGAAAUGUAAUUUAUAACAUAUAGUAAAAACAUACAGUAUAGUAUAUGAGUUUUUGCAUCUUUCCAUUUGACUUGAAAAUGGAAAUUGAAAUUUAAACUCUAAAUGGAAAACAGAAAAUCUUUCCUUUAAGUGAAAAUAUAAAUUAUAGUUUCAUUUGUAAAAGAGAGAUUUUCUGUUUUUUUUAGCCUUUAAAUUUAAAAUGUUUAGUUUUUAAAAUGUAACAAUUUAAUUGGAUCCAUAUUCAGUUAGUCACAGUAAUUUCACACCAUUUGAAACUGGAUUUCUGCUGAGGGCAGCAUCAGUUACAUAGGGUGAAUACAAAUUUCCAGUUUUGGGGGCAAUGAUGUUCAUUUCUUCACAGAUGUAGUUUGUAAGGAAGAGGAAGAAGAGCUGUAGGGAUGAGUGGAAAACUGUCUCACAUGCUUCAUAUUGCAGUCGGAUAAACAGCCGCUCUGCAGUCUGGUAUUUUCUCUGAAGAUGUUCAGUUUCAUGAUCUUUGGUUACGUUUGGUUUCUACAGACUUGUCUGAUCCGCUGCAAUGAAAACUCUACAGCAGUGAUCCGGUUUUCAGUCCCAGAGGAUCACCACAUCUGUCUGCCGUGUGGGGGCUUUGACAGGUCUAAUGUGGUCUGGACUCAUCAGGACAGGGAGGUCCUGGUGACCAAACAAGGCAGCUACGAAACCAACGAGGACCGGCAACGCUACCGUCUACUCUCUGACGGAGGACUCUGUCUCCUGCAGCUGGACGACUCUGAUGAUGGGAAGUACCACUGUAACCAGCGGCUGGUGGCCGAGCUGCAGGUGCUGACAGGUCGUGACUUCCUGGUCUCUGCGGGCCGGACGCUGCUGAUUCCCUGCAGCCGCUCCGCCAAACACAAACAGAGGUGGUUUCACCGGAGGGGAGGGGGGAGGCAGGAGACCAUCUUCACCCGCUUCAGGAAUGGUACAGUGAAACCGGAGAGGGAGGGGAGCCGGCUCAGCUUCGGGAACAAUGCCCUGCAGAUCCAGGACCUGCAGCCAGAGGAUGCUGGAGAGUAUCACUGCAACAGAGUCCUGCAGGGCAGAGUCACCGUCCUCACAGUGCAUCCAGAGCCAACCAGCAUCCAGACAUCCAGCAGCACACCUUCAACUUCUGCUGUAGAGAACACAGAAGUGACUGAAGUAAAGAAGAAGAAGGAGAAGAGAAGUGAGAACGCUCUGUUGAUGGUCGCUGUCGGAGGUUUGGGGCUAAUGAUCCUCCUGACGACUGGUGUCUGUGUUUUACUGAUCAGCAUGAAGUGCAGGAAGAAGAAGAAAUAUAGAUAUGAAGCAGCACAGAGACACGAGGACACGGAGCUGCAGCCGUGGAAGACGUCCAGCGGAGCAGCAGAGGCUGAGACGGCAGAGAGUCCGACCCUGCCGGAGGAGACGAUCCACUACGCCGCUCUGGGACAUCAGAACUGGAGGGAGAGACCCAGCAGGACUCCACCAGACCAAGACCAGAACCAUGUCAUCUACUCCUCUGUCAUCACCAGACCUGCUGUUUAAUAGACUCCAAACAGUUAAAGUUUGUGCCGCAGCACAUAUUAAAUUAUUAAGCUUAAUCACACAGAUAAAAGCACUUUACCACAGUCAUCAACACUGAUAUGGCUUUUUAGAAUUAAGAACAUGUGUAGCACCUGAAAAAGUGCUCACAGCAUUAUGGGAAAUUGUUUCAGACUUUUGCUGUCUGUGAUGUUAACUGAAGUAUCUUUCUUGUACCAUGACUUUUGCUUGUUAAAAUGAGUGAAACAACCAACCAGCUAUUAAAUAUCUGCAGAUAA